UCUCCUCCUCCUCUACCACCCCCCUCCUCCUCUUCUCAUUUAAAAUCGACCUGGAAUCUGUCGAUCUGUCCGUAAGUCCUCAGAGAGUGAAACAACAAUACUGAAGUGAAACCGUUUCCCAGCCUGUUUCCUUCAGCUGCUUUCCUCCUCGACCCGCCGCCACCAUGAUGCGCAUCGCUCCACUUGUUACUCUCAUCUGCACAUCAUUACUCCUGAGCUGCACCGCAGCAGCAGCCUCGGUUCUCUGCACGUGGACUAAAGUUUCUGCUAACGGAGAAAUGCACUACAAUUUUCUCCGUAGCGACCCGCAGCAGACCCCUCCAUGUCUGCGGCUGUACCACACCGCCUGGUCCGGGGAGCGCGCUCUGCUUGGCUGCACUUGGAGCGACGACACAGCGGUGACCCAGAACUAUUUGUCUCUGUGCCGGGAGCGCGCGCGGGGCUUUUCAGAGCAUCCGAAUGAAAAUGUCCAUUUGGACUCCGUGUUAGAGACAGAAGGGCAGUGCGUCUCCCUGGCGUCUCUCGGGGAACCCACAGGAAAGAGGUCGGUGAGGAGUGUUCGUGUUCAAGGUCAAGAUGAGAGGUCAGAGGUCAGCAUACAUAAGCGUGUAAAGCGCGGUUUUAUUGUACCCGGGACUCUCUGGUGCGGCUCUGGCAACAAGGCACCCUCAUAUUCAGAUCUGGGAGUGUUUUCAGAGACCGACCGUUGCUGCCGGGAGCACGAUCAGUGCAGACACACCAUCCUGUCCUUUCACUCAGAGUUUGGCAUUUUCAACAGCAACAUCUUCACCAUGUCUCAUUGUGACUGUGAUAACAAGUUUCGAAGUUGUUUGGUGGAGGCGGAUGACGGCAUAGCUGAUGUAGUGGGAUAUACCUUCUUUAACCUGCUGAAGAUGCACUGCUUUACAUUCUCCCACCGGCUUCAGUGUACACAGAGAAACUGGUUUGGAAUGUGUAAGGAGACUAAAAUGGCUCUGUAUGCUGAGGUUCAUUCACCCAUAUUGUUCAAAUCUAAGCCAACAGAUGAAACCAUGAACAGCUCCGUGAUCAAUUCUACCACAACUGCAGAACUCCUAGAGAAUAGCACUUCAGAUUUACAGCUUUCCUCCAAUACUGCUGCUGCAUUCACAGUCCCUACACCCUUUGCCUCCAUCAUUCCUCUCACUAACGCUACAACAUACACAGGCAGUAAUGCAACAGAGACACCUUUGGGAUCUGUUCCUGACAGAAGAGAAAAUCUGGAGAACAUUGUACCAACCAAAAAUCAUACUGUGACUGAAGUAGGCCCUGAUAUCACAGCAAUGUCAUGUGGUAUCUAUAAGGAUAUCGAUGAGUGUAGGGACAAGAUCCCAUCCCAGCAUGAGAAAUAUGGCUUCUACAACCAGGAGCCAAAGACACUUUACCACUGCAACUGUACUGUCAGAAUAUUCCAGACUUUGGCUAAACAGAGACAACUGACCAAAGUGCAAGCUCAUCUUCUGGGACAUGUGUCUCAGUCCUGCUUCCUGCUUGAGGAAUGCACGGCAGACAGCAACUGUACUCUAGUCGUGGUAAAAGCCGAGCUUCCUCAGCAGGAUCAGUGGACCAGCGUAGCAGUGGAGGAGCAACACCAUCUACAGGCAGUACAACUGAACCUCAGGAGGCCAAACCCAAGGAGAGCUAAGAGAAAAGACAGAGAAGUGAGGCUCCACAAACUGUGUCUGAGAUUGACCCGACGCAGACAAAUGAAGAAGAAGAGAAAAAAUGUCUAAAGGGAAAAAACCUCGUCCUAAUGUUCAAUAUUAUAUACGUAAGACACUAUGAAAUCUAUUUUCACAUGGAUUAGCAAAAAAAUUUCCUGUUCAUUUCCUGAUGAAUCUUCUUCACAGUCAGUCUCUCUUAUGGAAAGCUUUAUUUGUCUUUACGCUCAAGUCUUUCUGUCAAUAAUGACUAACAGGACAACUUCAACUCUCGUUUGAUGUUCUAAGGCCUGCACAGAUCAUGUUAAUUUGAUUUAAUUAAUUUUUAGAUCAGCAAUACAAACUUAGAAGAUUUAUUUCCACUGACUUUAUACUAUUUAGGCAAAACCUACAGAGAAGGAAAUAUAUAUAUAUAUAUGUGUAUAUAUAUAUAUUUUUUGUUACAAUUCUUUAUUUAUUAUCCAAUACUGAAAACUUUGGAUUACUAUGAAAUAUUGUACUGUGUAUUUAUGGUGUCUACUAUAUGGGAUGUUGUGGAGGUUGUACCUAAGGAACAAAAUGGCCUUGUUGAGGACAAGAUAAACUUAUUCCUAAAGUGUAACAGAAAUGUUGGUAGGUCUUAGCAGGACACCAUAGUUUUUUACUAACUAACAUUUAAUAAGAAGAGCAUUUUAUUGAGGUGUGCAAGUUCAAGAGCCAGCUGUAAUAAUCCAUGCUGGCAAACUAUAAUGACUCACUGCAGUAACUCAAUUCAGCUGAGCCAUUGUUAAAAUGAAUAGUAACACAUGUGCUUCUCCUGAGAUGACAGAUGGAGAUAUCUGCCAUGAAAACACAUCUCAUUAAAAAGGAGGAGCUUUGGCUGUCCUGGAAGAAAGGUUACUGUUGACCUCAGUAUUCACAGAAUAAAAUCAUGGUUGCAGUUCUGUACCCUAUACUGUAGAUGCGUUUUAUAUUCAUGUUUCAGCACAUGUGUAGCCUAUAUGUAAGUAUUUGCACUGUACUGUAUGAGUUGCAGAAUGCUGCAAAUUAUGUUGUAAGUAAAGCUAUGAAAGAGAAAAAAUUACUUACCGGUAAAUAGCUGUACGUAAGAAAUAAAUGUUGAAAUGUACUUUAUGUUGUAAGAUGUAAAAAGAAAAAAAAUAACUAAUUAGAUUUAAAAACAGUAGUUUGUUAAGAUAUAUUGUUAAAUGUUAAGAUACAUUGUUAUCAUUGUCUUCUUUGUACCUGUUAAUUUUAUGACUUGAAUGCUAUAUUUUUGCUACGCUGUGAAGGAUUGCAAUGUAGAUUUUGCUUAAUGUUCUCAAAAUAAUUGAGAUUAUUAUUAUAUAUUAUUAUUAUUGUUAUUACUUUUGUUAACAGUUAAACGAGACAAUCAAUAUCAUUCUCAACACUGUAUGGUAAAUGUGAGGCUAAGGACUGCAGUGAUGAAUGCAGCUUAGGCUAAAGACUGAAAGCCGUUACUAGCAAUACCCAGAGUAGUGUUCACUAACAAGUUUGCUUAAUCUAUAAGAAAAAUGUAAAUGUUAGAGUUAUGUCAGAGUUACUUCAAGCAAACAAAUAGUUUCUCCCUGUUUUGCAUAGACCUGCUAGCUAAUUUUAAGUUUAGCCAAACUUUCAAGAUUUAUUUGCGCAGUGUAAAACAUAAAAUGAAACCUAUUUAACAUCUUGAGAGUUCCAGAUCUUAAAUGUCACAUGUUGAGCUUUAGAGGUGUUUGUCAGUAGGCAUCAUUACUGACAUAAAAACAGAAUCAGACUGGCUAUUAUCCUGCUUCUACUCUUUAAGUUAGGCAUCUCUUCACAUAAACUGCAUAUGUCCACAUCACAAGCAUGAGCGUAAUAUUUAACUAUACAAAUAAGAAACAAAAUGCAUUUAUAAAAAUGACGGCCUCAGUUUUUUGCCACAAAUGAGUAAGUAAGACAUUUGGCCUGCACUCUCUGCCUCUCUGUACUGGCUGCCUAUGUCUUUUAGAGUUCAUUUUAAAAUUCUCAUGUUUGUUUUUAAAUACCUUCACAAUCUUGCCCCGCCUUACCUCUGUGAGCAUCUUCAUCCCCACACACCCUGUCAGUCUCUCAGGUCAGCUGACCAGCUGCUCCUGGAGGUACCGAGAUCCAGGAGGAAGCUCAGAGGGGCCUUUUCUAUUGUGGGUCCUGAAUUAUGGAAUAAUUUGCCCUUGCAUGUUAGAGAGGCCCCUUCACUGUCCACUUUUAUUCUUUGGCUUU
Maylandia zebra (zebra mbuna) is the source of this 3899-nucleotide messenger RNA. RefSeq names its product phospholipase A2 group III (gene pla2g3). Gene Ontology annotation, biological process: phospholipid metabolic process; arachidonate secretion. Gene Ontology annotation, molecular function: A2-type glycerophospholipase activity. Lineage: Eukaryota; Metazoa; Chordata; Actinopteri; Cichliformes; Cichlidae. The record is from RefSeq and is a predicted model, not a curated record.